CACGCCCAGCCCCCCCCUCCCACGGUUCCAGUCCCUCUUCUUCCUCACCCUCAGUCCUGGAUCGCAGCUCUCCUCUUCUAAGUUCUCCGAUCUCCAAAUCCUCCCCCACCACCGCCUUAUCCUAACUAUGCUCAUCGCGCGCAUAUACCCUGCAUUUCUGGCCUGCCAUCGAUAAAACUCAAAUUUCAGCUGGACUGUCGACUGUCUCGCCUUAGCACCGCUAAAUUCUUCGGGACCCAAGUCACCCAACAGCAUACUCUCAAUUCAGGAACGGCCUAGCCUCAUGUCAACCAUGUUCUCAAAUCUCGAGUCUCGACUUUCCCACGCGGCAACCCUCCUCCUCGGAGAUCUUUCCCUGGCGAGAGUGAGACAGACAGCUUCUGAUCAGGCAGGGAAGAAGACCUCGUGACUGUUUAGGUACUGGUGUUAUCAAUUCACAACUGCCAGCGCUAUCGGACCGCGAUUGAUGCCUGGUCUGUGCCAUGGUCGGCCGAUGUUGCGCACAUCCCUGUCUUGUUCAAUGCUGAGUAGUGUACUUGGCUCACCCGGCGGCAACGCAACGGCCAUGGCUUCCGUCUCCUGCGUCAGCCACAUGAAUGGCUUGGCAACUCGUCAAUCUUCACCCCCUCGAUUUCACAGGCGUCCGCCGUGGUUUUGUGCCAUACGCUUAUUCCAAGCCGACCAUUUGUCUCCUCGGCAUCGGCUGUUGCUUCCCACCCGCGCCAGCUCAACAGAACAGCUACCCAGGCACACGAGGCCGAGAAUCGUGUACUCCGCGCCACGCCAACGCUAGAGUUUACAUACUCAACUGGGCGGCUGGUUAUUACAUGACCCGUCCCAGAAAACAGUAAUAAAAU
Molecule: messenger RNA, 857 nt
Organism: Colletotrichum acutatum
Lineage: Eukaryota; Fungi; Ascomycota; Sordariomycetes; Glomerellales; Glomerellaceae
Exons: 2
Coding region: 467-793 (108 amino acids)
Source: RefSeq, a predicted model, not a curated record